Molecule: messenger RNA, 3682 nt
Organism: Megalobrama amblycephala (Wuchang bream)
Lineage: Eukaryota; Metazoa; Chordata; Actinopteri; Cypriniformes; Xenocyprididae
Gene: arhgef7a
Product: Rho guanine nucleotide exchange factor (GEF) 7a
Exons: 22
Coding region: 382-2976 (864 amino acids)
Biological process (GO): intracellular signal transduction
Molecular function (GO): guanyl-nucleotide exchange factor activity; protein binding
Source: RefSeq, a predicted model, not a curated record
AUGCACACAAGAUCUUUCUGUUAUGACACAUUUGUCAUGCAAAGUGCAGGUGAAUCUAUGCAGUCCACAUGCAAAGCAGGAUGCGAAGCCGACUGGUCACAAACGGCUGUCUAUGCUGUGAUGUCAUCUGCCAGAAGAUGCAGGUUUAGUGCGCUGACUGUAUUCCAGUGAAAGGCGUUUGACAGCUUGUCGUAAUAAAGGAAAUGGGAGCGAAGCGAUAGCAUUACUCAUCUCCAUGGAGCGCCAUAUAAUGCGCCAUCCCACAAAUAACACGUUUUAGAGAAAAUGGUUCCCAGUUCAACGACUGGUUGAUAACAGACAGCCUGUUUUUUUCCCCAUUACAAUCAUAAUACUGAGAGCAUCGACCUUGCUGGUGUGGCCAUGAAUCCGGCGGAACAAACGGUUACUUGGCUCAUUACGCUCGGGGUUUUGGAAUCACCAAAAAAGACCAUUUCGGACCCUGAUGGAUUUCUGCAGUCUUCGCUAAAGGAUGGGGUUGUCCUGUGCAGGCUGCUGGAGCGGCUGCGUCCAGGCACUACUGAUAAAAUCUUUCAAGAUCCCAAGAACGACAGCGAGUGCUUGAGCAACAUCACGGAGUUUCUGAAGGGCUGCGCGGUGUUUCGCGUCGAGCCAUUUGAGGCUGGUGACCUGUUUCAGGGCCACAACUUCAGCAGAGUCCUCACUACACUGGUUGCCCUCAAUAAAGUGACUGCAGAUAUUGGCAUAGGCAGCGACUCUGUAUGCACGCGUCACUCUUCCGCCCACCGGAUCAAAUCCUUUGAAUCACUGGCCUCCCAGUCCUCACUGGGACGAUCUUCUAAGUUGCUCCAUAACCAGUUCCGCAGCCUUGUGAGUAACUUUGGGGACAUGACGGAGAACAGUAACGCUCAGUUAGUGGUUAAAGCUCGCUUCAAUUUCCAGCAGACCAAUGAGGAUGAGCUUUCCUUCAGCAAGGGUGACAUCAUCAGUGUUACUCGCACAGAAGAAGGGGGCUGGUGGGAAGGAUCCCUCAACGGCAAGACAGGCUGGUUUCCAAGCAAUUAUGUCAGAGAGGUCAAAGGGUCAGACAAACCAGUAUCCCCUAAAUCUGGAACUCUUAAAAGCCCCCCCAAAGGUUUUGAUACCACAGCCAUCAGUAAAACCUACUACAACCUGGUGCUACAGAACAUUUUAGAAACUGAAACAGAGUAUUCAAAGGAGCUCCAGAACCUUUUGACCAACUACCUGAGACCUCUACAGAUGACAGAAAAACUGAGCACCUCAGAUGUAAGUGUCAUUCUCGGAAACCUGGAGGAAAUCAGCACUUUCCAGCAGACUCUGGUCCAGUCACUGGAGGACUGCACGAAGCUUCCAGAGCUGCAGCAGAAGGUGGGAGGGUUCUUCCUGAAUCUCAUGCCCCAGAUGAGGUCUCUUUAUGUGUCUUACUGCUCCAAUCACCCGUCCGCAGUCAGUAUUCUCACUGAUCACAGCGAGGAACUUGGAGAGUUCAUGGAGGGAAGGGGUGCGUCCAUACCAGGUAUUCUCACACUGACCUCUGGCCUCAGCAAACCCUUCAUGAGACUGGACAAAUACCCCACAUUACUGAAGGAGCUGGAGAGGCACAUGGAGGAGGGUCAUCCAGACAGGACAGAAAUUCAGAAAUGUAUGACAGCUUUCAAGAAUCUCUCUGCACAGUGUCAGGAGGUGCGUAAGCGCAAAGAGCUUGAGCUUCAGAUCCUGACUGAGGCAAUUCGUCUCUGGGAGGGGGAGGACAUCAAGACCCUGGGUUCAGUGCUGUAUAUGAGCCAGGCCAUGGUCCAGAACCAUGGCUGUGAGGAGAAGCAUGAGCGUUAUCUUCUGCUUUUUCCUCAUGUUUUGCUCAUUCUGUCUGCCAGUCCAAGGAUGAGUGGUUUCAUCUACCAGGGCAAGCUACCUUUGAGUGGAAUGACGGUGACCCCAUUAGAAGACUGUGAAAGUCAUAAAAAUGCUUUUGAGCUCUCGGGAAGCAUGUUUGAGAGGCUUCAGGUGAUCUGCUAUAACAAACAGGAUCUGCAGGACUGGCUCGAGCAUCUGAACCGACAGACCAAGCACACCACCAUGGCGGGUCCCAGCAUGAAACCCCUCGCUGUUCCCUGCCACACACUCCCGUCUCACCCUCUGACGCCAUCCAGACAUGCAGAAAGCCGGGGCCUGACAGUUGCUCCUGCCUACCACACCCUACCACACCCCUCCUCUCACGGAGCCCCACACAGCACUAUGAUGUGGGGCCCCCUGGAGCCCCCCAAAACCCAGAAGCCCUGGAGCCUGAGCUGCUUGCGUCCAGCACCCCCACUCAGACCCUCAGCUGCUCUCUGCUAUAAAGAGGACCUCAGUAAAAGCCCCAAGACAAUGAAAAAGCUGCUGCCCAAGAGAAAGCCGGAGAGGAAGCCGUCCGAUGAGGAGUUUGCACUGAGGAAGAGUACUGUAGCUCUGGAGGAAGACGCUCAGAUUCUGAAAGUGAUCGAGGCCUAUUGCACGAGUGCCAAAACCAGGCAGACUCUGAACUCAACAUGGCAAGGCACCGAUCUCAUGCAUAACCACGUUUUGGAUCAAUCCAGUGUGGACUCUCUGGGCCGCCGUAGCAGUAUCUCAAGGCCCGAGGCCACCUCGGACCUCUCAGAGGACUCUGACUAUGACAGUAUAUGGACGGCCCACAGUUACAGGAUGGGCUCUGUUUCCCGACAGUGGAAAGAUGCCAGUCCAGCACUGAUAGUUCCUGGAGAGGAGAAGUUCAGUGUAGACGAGUUGAAGAGUAAUGGUCAGACUCUUCUGGAGGAGAAGAGCCUUGUGGAUGUUGUUUAUGCUCUGAAAGAUGAGGUACAAGAACUUAAACAGGACUAUAAAAAAAUGAAGAAAUCCUUGGAGGAAGAACAGAGAGCCCGGAAAGAUCUGGAGAGGAUAGUUAGAAAAAUGUUAAAGAAUAUGAACGAUCUUUCUUGGGAUGAGACCAAUUUAUGAUAUCGGUGUUGCCCUCUUACUAUGGAGUCCCUAAAGUGACGUGGUGGAAAAAAUAUGAGAUGGGAGGAAAAAAUAUAUUUCAAAAUUUUGCAUUCCCCUGAGGAACUUUGUAUUUGCUCACAAAAUGUUUGUUCCUCUGAGAAACUUUGCAUUCGCUCACAAAACAUUUGCGUUCCCCUGAGAAACUUUGCACGUUUUGCGAGAGAACGCGAAAGUAUUGACAUUUAAUUAUUUUUUCCCCAUCUCAUAUUUUUUUUGUAUCACCAUGUCCCUUUAGGGGCACCAUACUAGUUUUGUUGUUACACUAGUGGUUAAAAUGACCUGAAAGUUCAACCAGAUCAUUGACAUUUCAGAUGCUUUCUUAGCUUGAAAGCCCCAUGGACAUCCAGGGAGUUUGAGGUAACAUAAUGUUACAUUUUUGACCUAAAAUUGCUCAUUCCAAUGUUUAAACUCUAAAAGACUUUAGGUCUUAGGUCUUUUAGUGCAUCUACACCUAGCAGAUUUUUUUAUUUCGUUUGAAAAUCACAAAUUUUAUAGCUGAACAAUCAUGAUGGGAUUUGUUUGCUUGAAGUCAUAGCUUAAUCAGGCUCAUCUUCAGCAUCUCUUCGGAUGGCAUGAAUGUUACGUGUGGAUGUCCCUGACAAGUUCAUCUUUUACCUCGGUCUUCACAUCCCACUGAUGUCUGGGGUUGUGAGUGUCCUUUUUU